GUGCCACACGCUCCAGCACUGGUCAUACCGACAGUUUUCGCGCGAGCUCCACAGUUUUCAGCGCGCAUCCACCAGCCAGGGUCGUCUCGUCUCCUGUGGCAGGUCCCUGCACUUCGUGUGAAUUGUCGUUUUCUGUGCCCUGACUCACGGAACAGGGUUUUGUGGUUGGUGAUUUGGGAUUUUCCAGUGGACGACGGAGUGUGUUCAGCUGGCAAAGAAAUUCCACUUGAAGUCGCUGUAGACGAGAAGUUGAGAAAGCGAAGAGAGGAUUUUUCCGACACUUGAGCGCCGCUUUAGGAAUUUUAUUGGUUUAUAUAGCGAGAAAGUCAACGCAUGAGGAACACGAUGAGAUCGGAAUUGAGUUUGGAUUUGUCGACACCGACCACGAUGCCUCUGGACGCCAGAAUAGCGGAGUUCAAGGAGGAUCCCGAGCGAAUGGACCAGAUGGCGGAGUUCGUGGACGGGAUUCUCAAAGAGGCGCGCCUGGAGACGGAGAAGAGGCUCGAGUUGAAGAACGCCAGUAAGAAUCGCGAAGAAUUAUCCCACACGCUGUGUCACACAAUUCACACACGGAAGAGCUUUAGCUGUGCAGUUCUUCUUUUUUUUUUUGCUAAAUACCGUGUGAGCUUUAAUUGAUUUCCGUGCUUUCGGGCUGGUGUUUUAUCUUCCAUUUGACCUGCCAGCCAUGUAAUUACAUUAAACUGACUUGUGAGCAUCUUUACUCCAUAUAAUCGCGUGGCGGGAGCGCCCCUUGUCACAUCCAAUGAUGCAUUGCAUGAUGUCUGGUGCUUUCUAUGCCCGCGUCGAGGUAAGGACAAGGCCUAUGGCACAUUCGCCGCACGCUCGCGGUAAUUUUGAUACUUGUUGCCUUUUACCUUUAGCAGUGGAUCUUGUGUUAACUUUGGGAGUUAUCAAUGAGCAGUAUUUUGUAUGAAACUGAACGCAAACAAUCGUAUUAUUUCUGUUUGCUUUGCAAAACAGGCCAUUCAACUAAUGAAUCAUUCCAAUCUGGCAGAGUGAACAAAAAUAUUUGCGCAAUAUUUUGAGGCAAAUCUGAGACGAAAACGCACAGAGAAUUUUCCCAAAAUUAAGUUCCGAUAGCAUUUAUAACAGAUAAAUUCACAUAUUGACCCUCGCUCACUGAGGCGCACGAGCAAUAAUUCCGGGUGGAAUGUUAAUUUGCACGAGAAUGCACAGUGAUUAAAAUGAUCUGAGAUUAGUAAGACGAGACUGAUAAAAGGCAAUUGAGAGCUUGCGUCUAAACUCAGUUAUCCCAAUGUUAUCGCAAAAGAAUGACGACAGCACGAAAUGAAAUUCGCGAGAUAUGAUUGUUUGUUGCUUUUUGUGUCGCUGAAUUUCCUCCUUUUUACUCUAUCCAAUGGCGCGGUAUGUGAAAUCCCCAAUUAUUCCCAGACAGUU
Molecule: messenger RNA, 1419 nt
Organism: Phlebotomus argentipes
Lineage: Eukaryota; Metazoa; Arthropoda; Insecta; Diptera; Psychodidae
Product: general odorant-binding protein 72-like
Exons: 4
Coding region: 334-636 (100 amino acids)
Biological process (GO): sensory perception of smell; olfactory behavior
Cellular component (GO): extracellular region
Molecular function (GO): dibutyl phthalate binding; odorant binding
Source: RefSeq, a predicted model, not a curated record